AGAGCGGCCCCUUCACGCGCUGCUGCUGCUGGAGGCGCUCUUGGGCUCCUCCUUGCCAAGCUCCCUCCCUCUCUCCCUCCCUCCCCUCGCGCUCGGAGCGGGAGGCUUCUCGGGGUGCCCUGGGGCCGCGGCUGAGGCGCCCGAAGGCCCUGCUUACCCCAGCGGCCUCCUCCUCGCGUCCAAGAUGUCGCAGACAGCCAUGUCCGAGACUUACGAUUUCCUGUUUAAGUUUUUGGUAAUUGGAAAUGCUGGAACAGGCAAAUCUUGUUUGCUUCAUCAGUUUAUUGAAAAGAAAUUUAAGGACGACUCAAAUCAUACCAUAGGAGUUGAGUUUGGCUCGAAAAUCAUAAAUGUAGGGGGCAAAUAUGUAAAACUACAGAUAUGGGAUACAGCUGGACAAGAACGUUUCAGGUCUGUAACACGAAGCUAUUACAGGGGUGCUGCAGGUGCCUUGCUUGUUUAUGACAUUACCAGUCGAGAAACCUACAAUGCUCUUACUAAUUGGCUGACUGAUGCAAGAAUGCUGGCAAGUCAAAAUAUUGUAAUAAUACUGUGUGGGAAUAAAAAAGAUCUUGAUGGAGAUCGGGAAGUCACUUUCUUGGAAGCAUCUAGGUUUGCUCAAGAAAAUGAGCUGAUGUUCUUGGAAACAAGUGCAUUGACAGGGGAAAAUGUUGAAGAGGCCUUUGUACAGUGUGCAAGAAAGAUACUUAAUAAAAUUGAGUCAGGAGAACUGGAUCCAGAAAGGAUGGGCUCAGGUAUUCAGUAUGGAGAUGCUGCCUUGAGACAGCUGAGAUCUCCACGAAGAGCACAAGCCCAGAGUGUUCAAGAAUGUGGUUGUUAGAAGCAGAGAACAAAUGAAGCAUUCGCCUUAAGAAAAAGGCUGUCUUUGCAAAUGAGGUUUCAUUAAACAACUGCCAUGGCUUCAAGGCUCUGCAAUUUUAGAACUUCUUUUUGAUUCAACCAAGGAGACUACGUAUGGUAUUUUUAAAAAAGAAAAAGUACUGUGGAAUGGUUUCCAGAAAUGUGCACUUGAUAUAACAAGACUGCAGAAAAGAAAAUCUGAUAAUUCAGUGGACAAUACUGAAAUGCCUGUAUGUAAAUGUUUUCUGUUACAUGUUUUUGUUAUUUCUGUAUUCUGUGUAUAUAAAAUGUCACCAUUAAAUUUCCAAAGCAUGAUAUACUGACAUAAUAUUGCACUAACAGUUGUUUGUUUUUGUUUUUUUAAAAAAACUAAAAUUUUAACUUUGAUAGGCACUAUCAUGUUUUUGGUCUUUUUGUACAAUGGCUUCUAUUUAUGAGUUGACAUUGAAAGCUACUGGCAUUGAUUGUCAGUGUUUUAUUUGCCACAUUUUAUAAGGCGCUUACAUGAUUUAUUUUUUGAAAAUGGUUAGACCAAGUUUAUCUUGAGAAGAUAGUUUUUUUUUAAUUGAAACAUAGCUGUCCUUUAACAUAUUUCAAUCAUUUUGUCAAGUAUAGGCUACAAAAUACACUUGUGAACUCUGAGAGCUUACUGCUGUCGGAUAUUGCCUUGGGAAAUUCUUAUUUUCUAGAUUGUAUCUCAGACAGUGCGCUUUGGGUGGAAGAUAAUGCAUUCUUGUUUGGCUGUUCUGUAGCUGAAUUUGAUGUUGUCAAUCACUAUUAUGAUUUUUUUUUUAAUUAAAACUUCUAUAUAUAAGACUUCUUUCAGGUUAUAUACUCCUCUGAAAAAAGAAGCAACUUAUGAAAACAAGCUCACAUGCAUUGAAGAGGACAGUUUCUAAAUCUAAUGAGUUUACAAAAUGUGCUCAACUUUCCGUACUCUGUAAUCUAGAAAUACUAUUCUUUAAAUGAUAGGUAUUGUCUAGAAAAUGGACUCAAACCUGCACACUCUUUCCAUGCCACUGUGAAAGAAAAGCCACCCUCUGCUUCCAAGAUAUCUAAUAAGAAAACUAUGAAUCAUAUAGAUCCACCUGUAAAUAUGAAGUCCUGUUUUUGGUAGUUAUAUGUGUGCAAUAAAAUGAUCACUUACAUUUAUUUCUGUCAUAUUAAAAAAAUCUGAAGGUGACCAUUUGUAGUGUGAGUCAACUGAUGGUCAUAAUAUAGGUAAACAUGGAACCUCAGAGCUGGAAGUGGUUAUUUAUGAUUCCUGAGGUGCUGCUUUGGCACACUGAUCUUGGUUGAAAACAUCUUGUAUAUUUAAAUUGCUGUAUUGAUACAGGUUUUUGGCUGGUUCUAUUUGGAAGGAGUAUGAAAUUUUAUAUGACUGUCAACUAAGAAUUUCAUCAGCCUAGGCCUAAAGUAGAGAAGAUCAUUCCUAGCUAGGAUAAAUUUAGCCAUCACUAAGUAUAUAACUAUCCAAAAUGGAAACCGUGAAUUUGAUUAUAAUUUGGUUUUUUAACAAAAUUAUUGUUCAUCUCUAUUUCUAAGGUUGUUUCCUUCCCUUUCGAAUUAAAAAGGAAGAUAUACAGAAAAGGCAACAAAUGAGUUGGUCAUUAUUUCUCAAAGAGUGCUGUUUCUCAACCAAUCAUGUCAUUAAUGGCAGUUGAUUAGCGAUCAAUUAAUUUGAAGUCACAAAAGUCUGAAAAUGCAGACAAAAUAGCCAAAUUUACUACAGAGAACAGAAUUUCAGUAAAAGUUCUAGCAGUCAUAUGCCAAAUUAAGUCGAAUAACAAAAGCCAACCAGAUGCUAAGAGUGGAAUUUGGCAGCUUUCAAGACAAAAGUUGCACCAGUCUUAUAGGAGAUCUGUAGUUGAGACAGAAUUACAGUAGGCCCAAACAACUUAAUUUUCACUGGCAGAGGCACCUAGAGCAAAGAGACUCGUGGUUACCUGAGCUUUUAUAAAGGAGCAGGACAUUCUUCAAAAUGUUUUCUUGUUGUAUUUCAGCAAUUACACGUUAAGAGAGAAGUCAUUUUUAUCUUUCACAGUGUUGAAAGUUUAACAUUGACAUGAUUGGAAUGAACUGAUUGAAUAAGCUGCAAACAGGUUGUUCGUUAGAAUGGAAAAUGUACAUUUGAGUGGUCUGAGAUCAAUGAAAACCUUCGUUGUAAGUGGAAAAAUCAUUGCAAAAUUAAUAUGGAAUGCACUAUAGUGUUGUAAUUGAUGCGUACGGGAUUGGAGAUUCCAAUUUAAAGGAAAACAAUGAAAUCAAAGUGGCUAGCAUGCAGUCUCUGUAUUGGUGUUAUUUGGUACACUGCAUGGAUGUAUAAGGUAUACAGCAUAGAUAUUUUGUGAUAAAUAGGAAUUAAUUUCAGGGAAUAUUCUAUGUGUGACAUUUUUAUAAUGUCCUUUCUAUUCCUACAUCUACUCAUAUCAAAAACAAUUCCAAAGACGCUUGGAGGGCAGGCAUCCAUCUAAGAUUUGGCUCUAGCUAGCAUUCUCAGUAUAAGUGGAAAGCUUCAUUGACUCUACUCCUCCCAUCCCUCAGUUUUUAAUAGUUAUAAAUUUCACAUAACUGUCUUUUAAUUGAAGGAAAUUUAAAGGGUGUUGUCAUGUACUCUUAAUUUAGAAGAAAUUAGUAGCUUAGUAUUAAAAAGGGUACUACAUUGCAGUUGUCCUAGAACAUGCUGUUACUUUUACUUUUGUUCUGUAACACAUUCUUCUCACCUUCUGUUACAAUAGUACUUCCUAUGUGAGGUGACAUAGAGCAAAGAGUAUGUUCUCUCUUAGUCUUAAAACAUAGUGCAUACUGAGAAGCUAAAGUGCCAUGCAAUUCUACUAAGUAAAUGAGGGGUAGUGAAAGCAGAACAGAUCAACAUAGAUUUCAAAUGCUACUACACAGAAGCUAGCCUGCUUUUCUUUUUCUAGUACUCUGUUGGGCUGGAGAACUCAGGACAUCUUGCCUUAAUGCUUAUGUAGAUAGAUUUUGGUUCUGUGCAUUACUUCUGAGAGAAUCCUGUUUCCUCUGUUUUUUCCCUCCUUUAUUUUAGUGCAAAAGUAGCUCUUAUUAGUUUUCCUCCCUCACAAUUAAGAAAUGGCUGUUUCCUAAUUUUUACCCAAAAAACAUCUUAACUGGUAUUAAAAGACAUUUUUAAAAUUAUGAUUUUUUCCAAAAAUGACAUGCAAUUGCCAGAAUGCUUUUGGUGUAUUACACUAGAUCAGUGGUUCUCAACCUGGGGUCCCCAGAUGUUUUUGGCCUACAACUCCCAGAAAUCCAGCUAGUUUACCAGCUGUUAGGAUUUCUGGGAGUUGUAGGCCAAAAACAUCUGGGGACCCCAGGUUGAGAACCACUGCACUAGAUAGUGGCAGCAGGAGAAAGAAUGCUGUGAAUAUGAACCCUGCACAGUAGAGGAGGCAUUCGAGAAACUGACUCUUAGGAACCAACAGAUUUGACUGGCUUUCCUCAUCAUCAGUGUAUACCCCUGGAAAAAAGACAGCCACUUACAUACACAAUUUUAGGAAACAGCCAUCUAAGUCUUCAGUCGUAUACCGUGUAUCUGAAUGGAAUGCCAUCCUGAUCACCGAGGCAUUAAUCCUUCUGUAUAAAUGUAUGUAUUUCAACCUUUGGCUCUCCAAUCUUUGGGGAGGGGGGGGGGGUUUGACUCACAUCUCCCAGAAUCCCCAAGUAUUGGCUAUGUGUAUUGGGGCUUUUGAUAGUUAAAAACCAAAACAUUUGGAGAACUGUAGAUCUUGUAGUAUAAGGACAGGAAACCUUGCUUGUUACAUCUACACACAAUUCUUACAUGUUCUCUGCAAGCUCAUGUAAAUGCAAGGAUGGGAAGAACAUGCAUGGGAAAUUUUGGUAUGAGAAUUGUUUGUUCCUGUCCCAUUUGUUUCCCCUAAAAUAGACUUCAUAGAGCUUGGCUUGGGAGCUAGUUGAGGAAAGCCAGAAAUGUAACAUUUCCUGCAAAUGCCUCCAUUUCAUUUUUGUAGGGGAAACAUGGGGUUGGGAUCCCUAUGCUUCCCUUGCAGGAUAUAAUUCCAUCCUCAGGGCUGUAAAAUGGCAGCUGCAAUCCAGCAAACUGUUGCUACAUGCACUGUCAGUUUGGGUAUGACUCAAAUGUGCUAGACUGCUGUCUUUGUUCAAUACCCGAAGCUUGAAGCAGAAUUAUUGAGUCACAAGAUAAUAUGUAUUUGUUUUUAGAGUUUAACUAUUUCUAAAAAUAAAAGUGUAUUUAUAUAAUAUUCGAAUUCAUUAACACAUUCAAAAUGCAUGGUUUCUUUACUGUAAAGUUUUUAUUAUGCUGCUUAAUGUCACCUGAGGAAUGUUAUUGAAAGUAAUGAAAUAAAAGGUUUUCUGCAAA
Molecule: messenger RNA, 5221 nt
Organism: Anolis sagrei ordinatus
Lineage: Eukaryota; Metazoa; Chordata; Lepidosauria; Squamata; Anolidae
Gene: RAB4A
Product: RAB4A, member RAS oncogene family
Biological process (GO): Rab protein signal transduction; vesicle-mediated transport; regulation of endocytosis
Cellular component (GO): insulin-responsive compartment; postsynaptic recycling endosome; plasma membrane
Molecular function (GO): GTP binding; GTPase activity
Source: RefSeq, a predicted model, not a curated record